AUGGUCUAUUACGUCGAUAAGGUUUUCAUAUUAAUGAUUCUUUUUGGAAUCAUUGGUACUGUGGCGAUUAUCCAACCUAAUGAAAUUGCAAAUGAUCAUGUCGAUAUAAUAAACUUGCAAAAACGAGAUUCUAUGACAUUGGUAACGAGAUACGUUACUACAAUACCAUAUACCACGACUGUUAAAUUCACAACAUGUAUACCACCGACAACAUCACCAUCUGCUAAAAAAACACCACCGCCUGCUGAAACAUCUCCAUCUGCUAAAAAAACACCACCGCCUGCUGAAACAUCACCAUCUGCUAAAAAAACAUCACCUGCUGAAACAACACCACCUGCUAAAAAAACAUCACCACCUGCUGAAACAUCACAACCUGCUAAAAAAACACUACCGCCUGUUGAAACACCUCCACCUGCUAAAAAUACACCUCCACCUGCUAAAAAUACACCUCCACCUGCUAAAAACACACCACCACCUGUUAAAAAUCCAUCUCGUCGUCAGAUGAAUGCCCCAGUUAAUUUGAAUAACGCUACAUGCAAUGUGUACGAUCGUUCGUAUACUACAUAUAACAUAAUUACUACGACAGAAACUUUAGUAAUCCCAAUAACAAGAUCGUCAUCACAAACGCCAGUAGUACCAGCACAGGCACCAGAUUUAUCAACAACAGAAUUACAAACACCAACUUUAUCAACAACAGAACCUUUACAAACACCACCUUUACCAACAUCACCUUUACCAACUACAUAUUUGACAACAUCAUCUUUGACAACAUCAUCUUUACAAAUAUCAUCUUUACCAACAUCAACUUCGCCAGCAUCAAGUUUUGCGUCAAAUUUAUCACCAACGUUAGUAUCAUCACCAAGCGAAACAAGGUAA
Molecule: messenger RNA, 876 nt
Organism: Dentiscutata erythropus
Lineage: Eukaryota; Fungi; Glomeromycota; Glomeromycetes; Diversisporales; Gigasporaceae
Source: the annotation of a GenBank genome assembly